CUCUGUUUUUCCCCUGUAGUUUCAGUAGUUAGGAAAAUUUUCGAUUGCAACAAUAAAUUUAAUGUGUAAGUUUAGAAUUGGAUGCAUUUUCAUUCCGCGUUUUUCAAUGGCUUUUUCCUAGCUCGAGGUUGUUUUUGAAUUAGGCAAAGAAAAGCGGCAUGGAAGAAGGUGAAUUAUAUUGUAAAGAGAAGAAGGUGAGGGAGGAGGGAUCAGAAGUUGCUGGUGAAGUGGCGAUAUUAGAUUAUUCUGAUGAUGAACGCCAAUUGUUCGAUGAAAUGCGUGUUCGAGGUCGGCAUUUUUAUUUUGCCAAGGUUUUGCCAAUUGAGAACCCAAAGAUGGAUGCCAUGAUUAAGAAGGCUGAAGAGACGAUUGAGAAGAUCAAUCGAGAUCAAGUUGUGAUGGCCCAAAAGAUAAGGGAAAGGAUGAUGGAUCGUGACGCACUGCGCUCGAAAUUGAACCGGAUGAAUUUUGGUAAUUAUGAACUCGCCCUAAAAUGGAAGAGAAAUAGUUUGGACUUCCUGUAUCCCUCUCUAGACAAACUGACUUUUGCAAACAAUGCAUAUAAAGGGAAAUCGGUUAACUCGUGCUUGUCGGUAGGGGAAAUUGAUAAGCAAAAACUGUGUUUCUUGAUGGUACAUGGCUGUAAAAACAUGGGUGACGAGAGAAAGCUAUUAAGGGAAGUCAAUGCAAUGCAAGGGGAGGAUGGUGGCAUGACAUUAGAUGAACUCCGUGCUCCUAUUCAACACUUGCAACAACGAUUGUCCAUCAACUAUGUGGCGCAUACAGAAAUCGAUGAAAAUGCUCGUAGUGAAGUCAUUCUCAAUGCCGAAAAGCAACAUGAAAUUAUUAGGGAGACAGCAUUGGCUAAUGCUGUAGUGAAUGGAAAAUUGUGGAACUCCCUUGGCUCGAAAAAGUCCAUUCAACAGCAAGUUCAGGAACUCAACAAUAGAUCAUGUGAACUAAGGGAAAGACAGAGGGAAGUAAAUGUCAAAGUUAGGAAAGUAAAUAAAGAAGUUAAGAUGAUAGAAAAAGAUAUACGUUCUCUACAAAAGCUCUUCACGUAUGCAAAUCGCAAAAAGGACGAGGCAUACAACACCAUUCUUAAACUGAAGAGGCAGUACGGGGAGGAGAAUGCUUCCUACUACCAAUAUCGUUCCCUCAUGCAGAAGGUCCAAGCACUUGUUAAGAAAAAAGAUACCGCAGCCAUUGAAGAAUUAUCUCAAACACAGGUUGAAAAGUUCAUGCAACAGUGGAACAAUAACCUAGAUUUCAGAAACGAUUACAAAAAGAGAGCUAUCCCGCUUCUAAACAACCGUCAUCUUGGCGUGGAUGGGAGUAUGAUCACCGACCAGAAGGCAGAGGUUAAGGACUCUAAAAAGGCUCCUAAACCAGAGGCGCUUUCUAAAGCUAGAUUGAAAUGGUUGAUGAAAGAUCCUGAAGAUCCCUCCGAACUUCUUUUUCGGUGAAACUAAAGCGAUGAACCCCUUUGCACAUAUGCUUCAAGUUUCAACUUUGAUCCAUUUAUUCCUUAAAAUUCUCCUUUUAUUGAACAACAUUUCUCCCGCAUCAUGUUCAGAAGUGUUUUACAAAGCUAGUUUUUCUGUGAAGUCAUUUCCCCACUUGGAACUUUUGUUUGGAAGCCUAUGAAUUCAAAAAAAAACCAAACCAAACCUUGCUAUGUUGAUGUUCCUUUGUGA
Messenger RNA from Cucurbita maxima (winter squash), 1697 nucleotides. Its product is annotated as proton pump-interactor BIP103-like. The coding region runs from base 159 to 1466 and encodes 435 amino acids. The record is from RefSeq and is a predicted model, not a curated record. The transcript is spliced from 7 exons. Lineage: Eukaryota; Viridiplantae; Streptophyta; Magnoliopsida; Cucurbitales; Cucurbitaceae.